AUGACGCCAAGCCAUUGUACGCCCACACGAGCAUCUUGCAGAGCCGACGCUGGUACCAAAGCUGGUGCUGUCCCAGCAGCGAGCGAGCUACGUCACGCGCGGAGAAGGAUCCAGAACCGGUUGAACCAGAGAGCACAUCGAUCGAGAGCACGGGAGCUAAGGAUCAACAGCUCGACGCAACCUUAUCGUGUCCAUCGCUGGCGGCUAGAUGAUGGGAGAGAUGACAUGCCACGCAUCAUCAGGCCAACCAGGCGUAACAACCACGGCUGUAGCUCUGUCUCCGGUGCUCCUGUGCAAAAGGGCAAGUCUACGUCUUCCAGUCAAUCGGCAGUCUCUAUCCAUUCAGAGCAGCAUCCGGAACCUGAAGGGGAAUCUCGUCCGCAUUACCACCUCCUGCACCUGAUCCACUUCAACGUCCUCCGGGGCCUCUCGUACAACAAGAGAGUCGUCAAGCCCAACGCGCUGAUCGAGUGCAGCGGCAACGCCUCGGCCCAGCUGAAGCGUGUCCUCCCCCAUCUCCCCGAGAUGACCUCCUCCUCCUUCCCGUCACCACUGCUGUGCCUCCCCGAGAGCUUAGCGCCGACGAGGUUGCAGCUGUCGUGCCCCCACUCCAACUGGAUCGACGUGUUUCCCUUUCCGCAGAUGAGGGACAACCUGAUUCGAUGGGAGAACUACUUCAGCCAUGCGGAGUUUCUGACGGACCUGCUGGGAAACCUGAUUAGCUGCAUGACCGCUCCGCCGCCAAGGACAAGUCGCGGCAGCCGCCUGUUGCGUGCCAGGGCGGGCCGGAACGCCGCUCGUCAGGAUGGUGAUGAGGGACACGAUUGUGCUGACAAUGAUGGUAACUAUAUGGAUGAUGGCGAUGCAGGUGACGAUGCUCCAGUGGACCGCAGGGGAUUCAUCUUGUGGGGAGAGCCCUUUCACAAGGAUAGCUGGGAGGUGACGCCGGGGUUCUUGAGGAAGUGGUCGUGGGCCGUUGAGGGCUGUGGCGAGCUCAUUGAGUCGACCAAUCGGUGGAGGACGGCGAGGGGAGAGACGCCGCUUCGGAUGAUGCUGUCGUAG
Messenger RNA from Trichoderma reesei QM6a, 1062 nucleotides. RefSeq lists its product as uncharacterized. Lineage: Eukaryota; Fungi; Ascomycota; Sordariomycetes; Hypocreales; Hypocreaceae. The transcript is spliced from 3 exons. The record is from RefSeq and is a predicted model, not a curated record. The coding region runs from base 1 to 1062 and encodes 353 amino acids.